This is a messenger RNA of Dendronephthya gigantea, 1360 nucleotides long. RefSeq lists its product as uncharacterized. The transcript has a single exon. NCBI's taxonomy places the organism in Eukaryota, Metazoa, Cnidaria, Anthozoa, Malacalcyonacea, Nephtheidae. Bases 59 to 925 code for a protein of 288 amino acids. The record is from RefSeq and is a predicted model, not a curated record.
AAUUUCAUUUUAUUUUAAACAUUUUUCAAUGUUUUCGUUUAUAAAAACAUUUUAAAACAUGUUUAACGGUGUCUAUUUUUCGAGACCAUUGACAUUUAUGAUAAAAGGAGGAAAGGACGUGCUUUUUUCAAGAGGCAACCGGUCAUUUAGCGGAAUCUUGAUGCGAUUUGUACAAAGUACAUUGGAUACAAAUCGGUCGGUUAGCAAAAAUGCAAACGUUUUGUGCCAAAAUGUUGACCUUUUAGCUCAUUCCAAAUCGAUUCCGGUGGUUUUGAGGCUAAGAUACUACCAGAGAGGGUCUGCUAGUUCUCCUUCCAAUCUUAAAUCGUGGAGAAAGCGUUUAUGGACAGUAGUUCGUGGGGUCUUCGUGGCAACAGGUGGUUUCGUUUGGCUGGUUAUCUUUGCAGCCUAUUUCGCCCUGGAUAAAGUUACGGUUGACGUGUUGGAGAAUGACAAAUCUGCUGCAGCGAACACGCUUCAGAAAAAGCUAGCUGAGCAUUUUUAUAAAGAAAAACACGAAGCUGAGAUUUUGAAGAAAGAAAGUGCACUUGAUUCUGUUUGGGAAAAGUUAAGCAAGGAGGAAGAGAUUAAGGAAAUUUUUGGCCAACCUUUGUAUGUUUGUGGCUACAAUUAUAGGUUCAUGAGCGAUGCCCAGGAUUUGAGAAGAGUGGAUGGAAAAGUGGAAGAAAAGGAUGAAAGGGAAAGUUUUAAGGAAACAUUGAAUGAAUCGACAUGGGAGGCAGGGUGCUACAUUGAAGGUCCGAAGAAGAUGGGGGUUAUGGAUGUUAAAUUUGAAAAGCACAAGGAAGAGUGGAUUCCUGUUUCCUUGCGUGUGGAAACCUUGGAGAAGACGGGUCAUGUCGUUAGCAACGUUUCUGCCUCGUUACCAAAUGGAAUCACAAAUUUCACCAGACUUUCAAAUUGAAUCCAUAGUUAGAAAUCAUUCAGCAAUGACAUUUGCACAGGGAUAAUAUCUAAUGCAUUUGAUGCUACAAAUGAACAUGAAACAGAAAAACACAAAAUCAAAAAUUACUUUUCACUUUCAACUUUUCGGUUACCAAACAGAAUCACAAAUUUCACCAGACUUUUUAAUUGAACCAUAGUUGGAAAUAAUUCAGCAAUAACAUUUGCACAAGGGUAAUAUUGAAUGCAUUUGAUGCUACAAAUGAGCAUGAAACAGAAAAGCACAAAAUCGAAAAUCACUUUUUACCUUCAACUUUUAGGUUUUAUUAAAAAAUUGUCUCAUCUACGGCUAUUCGUCAAUAAUUUAUUACCAUCUACACCUAUUUAACAAGCCAGAGGGUUGUAAUUUAGGAAAUAAAUACAAAUUUAAUGUGUGAAUUAUAUAAGCAUUGAAAAC